This is a messenger RNA of Baudoinia panamericana UAMH 10762, 1613 nucleotides long. RefSeq lists its product as uncharacterized. The record is from RefSeq and is a predicted model, not a curated record. Gene Ontology annotation, molecular function: metal ion binding; agmatinase activity. The transcript is spliced from 4 exons. The coding region runs from base 328 to 1524 and encodes 398 amino acids. Lineage: Eukaryota; Fungi; Ascomycota; Dothideomycetes; Mycosphaerellales; Teratosphaeriaceae.
AACGUAAGACAACCCAUGCGCGUCGAUGCCGACCUCGGAUCUAAUCUACCUGCACUGCUAUCUCGUCAGGAACAGGUCAAGCUCCAUCAGCUGUGAUGCCAUUGCAUGCCGUAGAUCUGUCUGAUCGCGCCCUCGCGCCGCAAAAGCUCCAGUCGAGCUGUCAGAAGCUGUACGUAAACAAACAGCAGCUUUUUGCGGUAGCUUUGCGAAGGAAGGGUAGCGGGUUUGUGACGACUAUUUGUUCUUCUACUGAUCAUUGCUCCUGUGCUCCAACACCUUGGUGGUCUUCUGCUUUCAUUCAGUUAAAGCUCGUUGUAGAACAGAAAGAUGCUGAACGUACUUGCUGUUGGCGCCGCUUUGGCAGCUGCUGUCUGCGCCCAUGGCGAUCACGGCCACGACCAGGAGCCGAUUGCUGGACCACACAAGUCGCUGUGGUACAACACCCUGCCUGGCGACGGUGAGACUCAGGCCGACUCCGUCUUCUCCGGCAUCUCAACCUUCGGCCGCAUCACCUACCACCCAUGCCUUGCUAACGAGGAUGUCAAGUACGACAUUGCCUUCAUCGGUGCACCCUUCGACACCGGUACCUCGUACCGCCCGGGUGCCAGAUUCGGGCCUUCGGGCAUCAGACAAGGUAGCCGCAGGCUGAACCUCUACGGAGGCUACAAUGUGCCUCUCGAUGCCAACCCCUUCAACGACUGGGCGACCGUGAUUGACUGCGGUGACAUUCCGGUGACUAGCUACGACAACGCCUACGCCAUCCAACAGAUCGAAGAAGGCCACAACAGCAUCCUCAUGCGCGCCCCCGCCACAAACGCCAACAAACCCGGCCCCUCCCUCAAAGGCAAAACAUUCCCUCGCGUCAUCACACUAGGCGGCGACCACACCAUCACCCUCCCGCUCCUGCGCAGCAUGAACCGCGCCUACGGCCCCAUCACCGUCAUCCACUUCGACUCGCACCUCGACACCUGGCGGCCCAAAGUGUUCGGCGGCGCGCCGAGCAAACAAGCCAGCAUCAACCACGGCACGUACUUCUUCCACGCCUCGCAGGAAGGCUUGUUGAAGAACGACACCAACAUCCAUGCCGGCAUCCGCACGACGCUGAGCGGACUUUCUGACUACGAGAACGACGGGUACUGCGGUUUCCACAUCGUCGAGGCACGGGAGAUUGACACGAUUGGAACUGACGGCAUUAUCAAGAAGAUCCGUGACCGCGUCGGGACCGAAAACCCGGUUUACCUGAGUAUCGACAUCGAUACGCUUGAUCCUGCUUUUGCGCCUGCGACGGGAACGCCGGAGACGGGCGGGUGGUCGACGAGGGAGCUGCGCACGAUUGUGCGCGGGUUGGAUGGCAUUAAUCUUGUGGCUGCGGACAUUGUCGAGGUGGCGCCGGCGUAUGAUACGAAUGCUGAGUUGACGACGAUGGCGGCGGCGGAUACGCUGUAUGAAGUUAUGAGUAUUAUGGUGAAGAAUGGGCCGUUGUCGAAGAUGGUCAAGGAGAUUGAGGCGAAGGAGGAUGUGUAAAAGUGGUGUAGGAUUGGUUAAAAGGUGAAGUGGUUGGAGAGUGGUGCGGUGCUGUCCGCGUCCUCAGUGGAGCAGUGUUCCGUGUGCAA